AUGUUUAAUUAUUCAUUCUCCCCCUUAGGCUGGCCAACGCGUCCGGCAUCUCCGGCCGUCACGGCAUACGUGGCCUGCCCGCUACAACAGUGCACUGCUGACCAGAUCAUGCCAAGGGCCCCCGAAGACAUGAAGGACUUCUAUAAUUAUGCAAGUGCCGGGUCAGAUGGCGAUAUCGAGACUGACUAUGCCAUAUCUUCUUCGCAUCCUCGACUUAUACACAGACAGAGGUCGACUAACGCAGCAAAUCAUAUCCACUCAGAGAGUUCUUCACUCUCCUCCGUGGGCUUAGAUAAUGGCCACAUGCAAGACCCCAAUCUGUGCUGUUCGAAACUGUCUGACUCUGAGGGAGUUGACAGAGAGAUGGUCAUGUGCUACGGCCGUGCAGGAACAUUGCAGUUACCACCUCCGUCGUUACCGCCCCCACCGCCACCACCUCCAAUCGAAGACAUUCCUCAACGAAGUCCUGUGGCAUCAACACGGAGGAAAUCUUUUGGACCUUCCCAGAGAGGAAAUUACUCUGAAGUGGAGAACACCUGCCGAAGAUGUAACUACUCGGAGGGAGAAGGAGAGUUUGAACAACAUUAUCUUGUCCAAACUGCAUCUGGGAAUGUGUUUGUUCCUCCUGUUUCAUUUUAUUCCUGCCCGGUUCUAGAUACCCAGCCAAGGUUUCCACGAACAGUCCCAUCCCGACAAGGUCUCUGUGUCUCUUUAUUUUUCUUUUCUUUUCUUUCACUCUUUUUUAUGAUAUCUCCUACAUUAAUUUAUUCUCCUCUUUUUUUCAAUCCUAGAUUACUUGUCCUUUUUUCUUCUCCUCUAUUCUCUUUUCUUUUUCUUUUAUUUACCUUAUUCUUAAACUUUACCACGUUCUUGUGGUUUCAUGACUUCCUUCUCAUUCUUUUACCCCUUCUUUCUCAUUCUUUUACCCCUUCUUUCCUAUUCUUUUACCCCCUUCCUCCCUAUUCUUUUACCCCUUUCCUUCUCAUUCUUUUACCCCUUCCUCCCUAUUCUUUUACCCUUUCCUUCUCAUUCUUUUACCCUUUCCUUCUCAUUCUUUUACCCUUUCCUUCUCAUUAUUUUACCCCUUCUUUCCUAUUCUUUUACCCCCUUCCUCCCUAUUCUUUUACCCCUUUCCUCCAUAUUCAUUUACCCCUUUCCUUCUCAUUCUUUUACCCCUUUCCUUCUCAUUCUUUUACCCCUUCCUUCUCAUUCUUUUAUCCUCUUCCAUCAUUCAUUUAUGUUCUUUCUUCUUUCGAUCCUUCUCUCUUUUACCUUCUUCCUCUCUUCUUUCCUUUAUAUUUCUCUCCUCUUCUUUCUCAUUAUUUUCUACUCCCCAUUUUUCUAUUUCUCUAUUUUAUGUUCUUCUUUACUUUUAGUUUCUUUCCCACAUUUUCUCAAUGUUUAAAUGCGUACACAUUUCCUCAGUUUGGUGCUACAGCAAACACAACAGUGUCCGCAUACCCUCCAGCCGCCCCGCAGGAAUACACCGUCUGUUAUUCCAAAUUUAGCAACGCAAGCCACCGGGUGAAAAAGCAGUUGAAACAGCGCUGCAGUUGGAAAUGUAUGGCCCUACUCUUACUGAUCAUAUCCGUUGCCCUGCUGGCUUGCGUUGCUUACUUUGCAGCCAUGUUGGUAUUUGAAGAAAGAGAAAGAGUAGCUACUGAUUCUAGUCCUCAUCACAAUGAUGGUGCCUUUAAUUCAUCUUACAAUGGGGGGGGAUACAGUACGCUGAGAAGUGGCAGUCGAGGUUCAACCUCUACAACUGCCUUACCAAGCCCCUCAGUUGUUCAUCUAGGUCAGCUUCAACAAAUGAAGAUUCCACCCAAAUCAUUCUGGCAGUCGAAAUACAAACAGACUGACCCUGGCUUUGUAAAGCUUAACUUUACCAUUCCUGACAAUGCUGUGUUAGGUGUGUAUGGUCGAAAAAACUUACCACCAACUCAUGUUCAAUUUGAGUUUUUUGAAAUAUUCUCUGGAUCAAGACUUGUCAAGCGAUCUCUUCCCUGGAGUGACAAUGUUGGGAAGAACACUGCCAUUAUAAGAUACUUAACAGCAGGUGAUUGGUACUUUGCUGUUUACAAUGACAACAACCAGCCGAAAACCGUAUCAUUUGUUACAAAUGUGAAAGAAAAUCUGGAUACCGACUGUCCACAUGAUUGUUAUCAUCAUGGUGAAUGCAGAAAUAAAAGAUGCAUUUGCUAUCCUGGUUAUUCUGGAAAAUACUGUGGACAAAAUACUUGUCCUGUAUUAUGCAAAGGAAAUGGUUACUAUGAUGAAGGCUUGUGCAGGUGCCACCCUGGAUGGAAGGGUCAAGAAUGUGAGAUUCCGGCAAAUGCCUGCGAAGUCCCCACCUGUAACGGCAACGGAGAAUGCGUUCGUGGAAAAUGUGUUUGUAAACAAGGAUAUGAAGGUUCUGAUUGUGGGAUUGUUUCCUGUACAAACAACUGUUCUUCUAAUGGAAUUUGUAAGCUGGGUCAGUGUCUUUGCUUCAGGGGCUAUAAGGGUCCCAGCUGUAACCAACCUGAUACUGUUAAUGUGAAGCAGCUCUGUUUAAAUGACUGCUCAGGCCAUGGCACAUAUGAACUUAAAUGGGACAGGUGCAAUUGUGAUUGGCAUUUCACAGGUGAUCAAUGUGAGACAGAAGUGUGCCUCUUGGAUUGUUUCCAUGGUUACUGUGAGAACCAGCAGUGUGUUUGUCAUAAUGGCUGGAGUGGCGCCUUGUGCGAUAUGUUGGCUUGUGAUCCACGCUGCGAUGGUCAUGGAUUUUGCAACAAUGGAACCUGUAUAUGCAAGACUGGUUGGAAUGGAAAACAUUGCACCCUAGAUGGCUGUCCUGAUGAUUGCAGUGGAAAUGGUAAUUGCCAGAAAUAUCUUGAUGGCUGGAAGUGCAGCUGCAACAAAGGAUGGAAAGGCCAUGAAUGUACCAUUGCUAUAGAGACUAUCUGCGAUGAUCAUCAAGAUAACGAUAAUGAUGGCCUCUGGGACUGUCAGGAUCCUGACUGCUGUGAAAACAAAGUUUGCAAGAGCGACUCAACUUGUAAAACAUCUCCAGACCCCUUAGACAUUCUCUUAAGAAAACAAUCGACCAGCACCACAGCAUCGUUCUUUGAGAAAAUGAAGUUCCUUAUUGAGAACAACAGUGUGCAGACAUAUGCAACACGUCAUGCGUUUAAUGAAAGCCAAGUGUCUGUAAUCAGUGGAAAAGUGCUGACCCGAGAUGGAAGCCCCCUAAUUGGUGUAAGGGUUGGGGUUGUUACACAACCCCUCUAUGGAUACACUUUCACUAGAAAAGGCGGAAUGUUUGAUAUUUUGGUGAAUGGAGGUGGAUCAGUCACCUUGCAAUUUCACCGAGACCCAUUCCCUGCCCAAAGUGCUAGUGUUCUUGUCCCUUGGAAUCAAAUCAUCACCAUGGAUGUUGUGACUAUGACUCUUGAAGAUGAUGACUGGAUAGCCCCCAAUCCUAUUCUAUGCAACGUAGAACAUCAGUAUUAUCUGCUGCGACCUGUAGUCCUGUCAACAUGGCAGCAUACACAACUUGGAGCCUGCCCUGAGAAAACAACCAUUAUUCCUGAAUCUCAGGUUCUUCAAGAGAGCUUAUCUAUUCCAAAUACCAAUGUGCAUUUGGUCUAUCACAGUAGUGAAUCUGCUGGGUAUAUGUCUGUAAUUAUGAUUCAGAUGACACCAAGUACAAUCCCCGAUUCCUUGGCUGUUGUGCAUCUGAAAGUCUCCGUCGAAGGCAUCGUCAUGGAAAAGAUCUUUGAGGCAGAUCCAAAUCUUAAGUACACCUUCUCUUGGAACAGAAGGAACGUUUACCGCCAGAAAGUCUAUGGAAUUGUCACUGCCCGAGUUUUUGUUGGUUAUCAGUAUCAGAAUUGCCAUUAUAUCUUCUGGGAGGCUCGGAGUACCACAAUGAGUGGUUACGAUUUAACCUCCUCUGAGAUUGGUGGUUGGAAUUUGGACAUCCAUCACACUUACAAUUUCCAGGAAGGAAUACUGCACAAAGGUGAUGGCACCAACAUUUAUCUGAAAGAGAAGCCCAAGAAAUUGGUCAACAUUCUUGGCAAUGGGUCUCGGCGGAAACUUCUAGGGGAUGAUUAUGAUGGCAAAGCCCUGGAUAAAGAGUUGCUGGCACCUGUUGCUCUGGCCAGUGGACUUGAUGGCAGUCUUUAUGUCGGUGAUUACAACCUGAUUCGAAAAUUAUCGCCAAGCAGAGAGGAAGUAGCCAGCAUUUUACAGAUGAGCACUGCAUCAAUUUCUUACAAAUAUUAUAUGACAGUAAGCCCUGUGGAUGGUCGCCUCUAUAUAUCAGACUUUAUGAGCCAUAAGAUUUUGCGUGUGAAAACAAUGGGGCCUGUGCGUAAACUUGAAGAAAAUUUUGAAGUCAUUGCCGGCAAUGGUGAAGAAUGUACCCCAGGAGAAUCAGGACUUUGUGGUGAUGGAAAUCUGGCAGUAAAAGCCCGUCUAAGUCAUCCCAAGGGGAUUGCAAUUAACAAAGAUGGCGUGAUUUAUUUUGCUGAUGGCCCGAACAUACGAAGGGUCAGCACUGAUGGACAAAUCAGCACUUUAAUUGGCUCACAAGAACUUGUUGGCAAAUGGACCCCAUUACCGUGUGAAGAAAUUGUCUCUGCAGACAAGGUGAGUUUACGGUGGCCCACAGCUCUGGCCAUCGAUCCUCUCGAUGACACCCUUCAUAUUCUGGACAACAAUGUUGUCCUUAAGCUCACCCAGGAUAAAAAACUGAUCAUUGUCGCUGGAAUUCCACCACAUUGUCCGUUGAAACAGACUAGUUUUCUGCCCAGCGGAAUCCUCUCGGAUGACGAACAAGCUUCAAGCAUCGCUAACCAUGUGAUUCUAACCUCACCUGGAAGUAUGACUUUUGGUCCCCAUGGAAACCUCUAUAUUGUAGAGAGUGAUAGUCACCAAAUAAACCGUGUCCGGGUUGUCACUACAGAUGGUCGUAUCCAUCACUUUGCUGGUGCCAAGUCAAAAUGCGACUGUGAGAAGCCGAACUGUAGGUGUUAUGACUCCAAGGAGACCCUUGCAGCUCAAGCACUUCUCAACACCCCGACUUCAAUCACUGUGACGCCAGAUGGAGUGAUACAUAUCGCCGACAUGGGGAACUUACGUCUUUACUCAAUUGUGUCUGAGUUGCCACAGCCUAAUCUCCUCGGACAGUACGAGGUCAUGUCACCUGAGACCCAAGAACUGUACAUUUUUAACAAAAACGGACAGCAUCAGUACACGAUUAACAUAAUGACCAAUCUGUUCAUGUACAAUUAUACGUACAGUGUUAAUUCCUUUUAUGGAAAGCUUACCGAGGUGUCUGAUGCAACAGGAAACAGAAUUGAAAUAAAGCGUACCUUUGAUUUACAAGCUCAGCUUAUUAACGCACCAGAUGGCUCCAACUGCAAAAUCACCACCGACAAUAUCAACAAACUGCAUCGCUUCAUUGCUCCGGACAACAAAACCUCAACUUUUAAGUACCACCCCAGCUCAGGGUUGCUCAUCUCGAAGCACGUAUCUGACGGAAAGACCUACUUUUACAAGUACGACGAAAUGGGACGUCUCCUGAAGGGCAGCCAACCAACAGGAGAGAUCACCUCUCUGCAGACGGACGUGAAUACCACAGGUUCCAUUGUGCAUGUAACUACUGAUAGCAGUGAUGCAGUUGCAUUGGCUACAUAUGGACGUGUCCAAUCUGUUGUGCAUGGCAAGUGGGCUGAAAUUUAUAAGUCUCUCUGCCCUCCAUAUCUUUCUCCUCAUCCCUCUUCUCUUUCUCUUUUUCUACCUUUGACCAUUUAA
This is a messenger RNA of Acanthosepion pharaonis, 5802 nucleotides long. NCBI's taxonomy places the organism in Eukaryota, Metazoa, Mollusca, Cephalopoda, Sepiida, Sepiidae. The record is from the annotation of a GenBank genome assembly.